AGAUUUGCCUUUUAACCAAGGGCCGUCGAACUGCCAGUGUACGAGCAGACACGUACUGUCGCCUGUAUUCCCUCUCGGUGGACAACUUCAAUGAGGUUCUGGAAGAGUACCCCAUGAUGAGAAGGGCCUUUGAAACUGUGGCAAUUGAUAGACUUGACAGGAUAGGGAAGAAGAACUCAAUCCUCCUGCAGAAGUUCCAGAAGGACCUCAACACCGGGGUUUUCAACAACCAGGAGAAUGAGAUCCUGAAGCAGAUCGUGAAGCAUGACAGGGAGAUGGUGCAGACCAUUGUCCCGGUGAGCUUGCAGCAGAAGCCCACCCUGAACUCCAGCACCUCCGCCUCGUCGUUGCGCAUCAGGACGCAGUCCCCUCCUGUGUACAGCGCCAGCAGCCUGUCCCACGGAAACCUGCACUCCCACUCGCCCAGCACACAGACGCCCCAGCAGGCCGCCAUCCUCUCGCCCUGCUCCUACACCACCGCCGUCUGCAGCCCGCCCGUACAGAGCCCUUUGGCCGGCCGAACUUUCCAGUACGCCUCGCCGACAGCCUCGCAGCUCUCCCUCAUGCAGCAGCAGCAGCAGCAGCAGCAGGCGCCCCAGCAGCCCCCCGGGGCCUCACAGAAGAAUGAGGUCCACAAGAGCACCCAGGCUCUCCACAACACCAACCUGACCCGGGAGGUGCGGCCCCUCUCCGCCUCCCAGCCUUCCCUGCCCCACGAGAUCUCCACCCUGAUCACCAGGCCUCACCCCACCGUGGGGGAGUCCCUCGCCUCCCUCCCGCAGCCCGCCCCCGGCCCCGGCAUGCCCCCAGCUGGCCGGGCCACCAUCCAGCAGCGCGUCUCGCUCUUCAGACAGAUGUCUUCGGGAGCCAUCCCCCCGAACCGGGGGUCCGCACUGCCCCCAGCCCCCCUGAAAAGGGAUUCUUCCGCAGUCUUAAGCACAGAGUCCGAGGGAGACAAACCGCGGUUCGCCUCAAACUUAUGA
Messenger RNA from Antrostomus carolinensis (chuck-will's-widow), 983 nucleotides. Its product is annotated as potassium/sodium hyperpolarization-activated cyclic nucleotide-gated channel 1-like. Gene Ontology annotation, cellular component: dendrite; axon; HCN channel complex. Gene Ontology annotation, biological process: regulation of membrane depolarization; sodium ion transmembrane transport; potassium ion transmembrane transport. The record is from RefSeq and is a predicted model, not a curated record. Gene Ontology annotation, molecular function: voltage-gated potassium channel activity. NCBI's taxonomy places the organism in Eukaryota, Metazoa, Chordata, Aves, Caprimulgiformes, Caprimulgidae. The annotation marks the transcript as partial. The transcript is spliced from 2 exons.